AUGCACUCUAUGAAUUAUUCAAUUCUGUGUAUUUCAGAAGAAGAAUUGCAACGUAUUUUGGCGUAUUUUACUUCUCAGAUAAAAAUGGUCGAAGCUGCUAUUGGAACAGCUAGAAGGAAAAGGGCCUCCCCUAUCUCUGCUUCUCUUCCAAACAUAGAGUCUACCUACUUCUUGGAUAGAAUAGGAGCACUGAAGAAGUCGUUGGCGAAUCGAAACGAGACGAAGACAAGCGAAAAUGUAGAUGCCAGUCCGAAAUUCAGGAACGAAAAUAACUUUCCACCUGUCCUUCAAAUCAACGAUAGCCUGCAGGACUGUAAACGUUUAACACAGCCUGAACUCGUAGCCGAACUAAAGCAGAGAGGUACCUACAAUCCCGAAUUGAUGGCAUGGGACGCUAUUGGUGUUAUACGGUUUCUCGAUAGGACAAUUCAUGAUCAUUAUCAACGACAGCCACCACGCAAUCGACAGCGUGAGGAAGCGUUUUCGCGUAAUGUCGAAGCCCUUGCCAGCCUCUUGAAAGAGCUCAAUGUUACCUGUGACCUCCACUCACCUUCAGUAUUGCAAAAAUUGCAGAACGCUACCUUCGGUGAGCCCCGAAGAAGCAUAAUUUCACCAUCACUUCGACGCUCAAAAAGAAAAGACCAGGUUGAGGAAAUCCUCCACGCACUCAAUAUCACAGGAAAAGUACCGCGAAGAGCUAAAGAUCAGCCUCUUACCUUAGAGGAUGAAAAUUUGACACCACGACAAAAGUUAAUAGGUGAAUCUCACAUAGUGCCAUUUGGUUGUGAUAAAAGAGGAGCGGAGGAAGAUGGGUAUUUGAGACUCUGUGGAGCAUGCCAAGUAUGA
Strongylus vulgaris is the source of this 846-nucleotide messenger RNA. NCBI's taxonomy places the organism in Eukaryota, Metazoa, Nematoda, Chromadorea, Rhabditida, Strongylidae. The record is from the annotation of a GenBank genome assembly.